Cynocephalus volans (Philippine flying lemur) is the source of this 703-nucleotide messenger RNA. RefSeq names its product GRB2 related adaptor protein (gene GRAP). The record is from RefSeq and is a predicted model, not a curated record. Gene Ontology annotation, molecular function: phosphotyrosine residue binding; epidermal growth factor receptor binding. The coding region runs from base 50 to 703 and encodes 217 amino acids. NCBI's taxonomy places the organism in Eukaryota, Metazoa, Chordata, Mammalia, Dermoptera, Cynocephalidae. Gene Ontology annotation, biological process: regulation of MAPK cascade; signal transduction. The transcript is spliced from 5 exons. Gene Ontology annotation, cellular component: plasma membrane; COP9 signalosome; nucleoplasm.
AAGCGCGGCCUGCUCUGAGCGCAGCUGCGGGAGUGCAGGGGCCAGUGCGAUGGAGUCCGUGGCCCUGUACAGCUUCCAGGCCACAGAAAGCGACGAGCUGGCCUUCAACAAGGGGGACACACUCAAGAUCCUGAACAUGGAAGAUGAUCAGAACUGGUACAAGGCUGAGCUCCGGGGUGCCGAGGGGUUUGUCCCCAAGAACUACAUCCGCGUCAAGCCCCACCCGUGGUACUCGGGCAGGAUCUCCCGGCAGCUGGCCGAAGAGACUCUGAUGAAGCGAAACCAGCUGGGAGCCUUCCUGAUCCGGGAGAGCGAGAGCUCCCCAGGGGAGUUCUCUGUCUCCGUAAACUACGGGGACCAGGUGCAGCACUUCAAGGUGCUACGAGAGGCCUCGGGGAAAUACUUCCUGUGGGAAGAGAAGUUCAACUCCCUCAACGAGCUGGUUGACUUCUACCGCACCACCACCAUUGCCAAGAAGCGGCAGAUCUUCCUGCAGGACGAGGAGCCCCUGCCCAAGCCGCCCCGGGCCUGCUUUGCCCAGGCCCAGUUUGACUUCUCGGCCCAGGACCCCUCACAGCUCAGCUUCCGCCGCGGUGACAUUAUCGAGGUCCUAGAGCGUCCGGACCCCCACUGGUGGCAGGGCCGGUGCUGCGGACGCGUCGGCUUCUUCCCGCGGAGCUACGUGCAGCCCGUGCACCUGUGA